UUUUUUGUAUCAAAAACAUUAUUUCAUGUUAACAGAUGUUUCGAUUCCAUGGCUCUUAUACAUAGCAGUUCAAUAUGCUUCUGCACCUUCUUUGCAAACACUUUCAGAACUUAUACUAAAGUUCCCAUAUAUUUUUUCUAAAAGAGUAAUAUUAAGCAUUCUUAAUUUUGUACCAGAAUGCAUAGAUCCAGAUGAAUACCUUUCUUUAAUAUUUGAUGAAAAGUAUGAAGGCGAAGACGAUAUGGACAGCUCACAAAUAUCAAAGACACAAAAUAUAAAUAAUGCAGCAUUAUCACAAAAGCUUAAAAAGUUACAUAUAUAUCAAGAUGAAACCAAGACAAAUAAUUGUAUUAGUGAUGAAGAAUUAUAUGCCUGGUUUAUUUCAAGAGCUUUACAAAUUGAAGAAGAAACUGGAUUAAUUUCAUUUUCUCGUAAACUCGUACUGACUUCUAAAUAUCCCAUACCUCCAAAAGUCCAGGAAUGGGGUCGUGGAAUUGUUAGUACACUGGAGUCUGUCAUAAAUAGACAGUAUAAUAAUCCUUUAUUGGAAUUUAAUGUUCCAACAUUAAGAGAAUUUGAAACUUUAAAUCAUAAAGAAGUCAUUGACAUUCUUCUUCAGCAUCUAGAAAAUGAAGAAAUAUUGGAAGAAAUAAAGUCUAGUAUAAUACCAUAUAUUUCAUAUUGCCAAAAAUCAUCAAAAACAAAUAUUUGGGAUUCGUUAUGGUCAUGGCUUCUAAACUUCAGCUUUAAACAAAAAAAUCUAAAUUUGAUAAAAUUAAUAUCAUUCAACAACGUAAUUAGUUCUGAAAAGUAUUCAGAGUUUUCAAAAUAUGCAAUAGCAUCAUGUUAUUGUCUUCAAAGCACAGAAGAAGAAAAUAUUCAUUCAAUGAAAAUAAUUUUGCAAAAUCUUAAACAAAAUUUAAAUAUUGAAACUAAUAGUAAUACUAGUGUAUUAAAUGACAUAAAAAUAUCUUCAUUGAACGUCUUUACACCAGAAAAUAUUCAAGAUUAUUCAGAACUAAUCACACCGAACUCUGAUUCUUUAAGCUUAUUAGAAAUAAUGAUCAAAACUGUUUUAAUUAUUAAUUCUACAAAAGAAAUCUGCAAAAUAACACUUUCAGAAGCUGUUUGUUACAGAAAUAAGGACAAAAAAUCUCAAAUAUCCCUAUUACAUAAAAUGAUACCACAAAACCCUCAUUUUUUAAGCAAGCUCAAUGAUUCAGAGUGGAUAAAAUUACGAAAUAAUAUCAAAUGGCUUCAUGAUGUUAGUCUCAUUUAUAAGAAUAUACCAGAAAUUGAGUAUGAAUCAUUUCUGCUUUAUAAUAUCUUAAGAACUACAAAAUUUAAUCUUGCAGAAAAUAUUUAUAUAAAAAGAAAUAAGGGAAAUAUGCCUUUAAAGGAUGUUAUGGUAGAGAAAAUAUGCAUAGAAAUUUUUCUAGAAUUUUUUGAUAGCUCAUCAAAUGGAAAUAUUACAAAAGGGAAUAUGAAGAAUGCAUAUAAUUUAUUACAAACAAUCAAACAAUAUUAUAAUUCAGAACAAUUGGAAAGUUUUUCAUAUUUAGUAAAAGUAACGAAUACAUUGUAUCAUUAUUCUCAUAAAUUUAAACCAGUACAAAUUCGAUUACAUAAUAACCCUUUUGAAAUUUUAGAAGAUUUUUUAUCAUCUAAUCCUGGAAUAUAUAAAUCUAUAGAUGAAGUAAUGGAAAUAUGUAAUGAUUUGUUACUCAGUACAAACAAAAAUUACCUAUACCAAAAAGAAAUUCAAGCAAAAAUAUUAUGUAUAAUUGCAGAAACAGCAUUAUCUCAAAACGAAUUUGAUUUUGCAUAUGAUAUAUGUAUUAACCAUUUAUUUUCUCUUUUUGAAGCAGUGGAUAUUAAAACUAGAGAAGCACUUUCAAAUAUUAUUUGGAAAAGUUGUCUCCAAAUUUCUAAAAACUAUGAAACAGAAGAAUCUUUAGAAAACAUUAAAAAAAAGAUGUUUCUUCUUUCAAAAGUAAUUAAUAUUUGUCCAAAAGAAUAUCUAGUAGAGGUUUUAAAUGUUUGGAAACGUUUUGAAAAAGAACAACUUUCAAUUAGAUCAAAAAAACUGUCAGAGUUUAAUGAUAAUCUUUCCGUAAAUCCGAACACAGCAAAUUCUUUGCGCAUCUCCAAAUUGUUAUUUUCAUCAGCAUCUAAAGCUGCCCGAGCACUAGGAACAACUCUAUCAUCUACAUCAUUUCCUUUUAAUAAACAAAAAAUAUUACAUAUUGAGAAAAAAGUAAAAAAAAACUUAGUUUCCACUAAUCAAGAGCUUAGAAGCUCAAAUAACAAACUGGAUAAUCUAGCAGAUGUUGUAACACAGAAAUUCACAUCUGGUCUUGGUUGGGUUCUUGGAAUAUCAGACAAUCAAAAAUAA
Messenger RNA from Pneumocystis murina B123, 2395 nucleotides. RefSeq lists its product as hypothetical. The transcript is spliced from 3 exons. Lineage: Eukaryota; Fungi; Ascomycota; Pneumocystomycetes; Pneumocystales; Pneumocystaceae. Gene Ontology annotation, biological process: retrograde vesicle-mediated transport, Golgi to endoplasmic reticulum. The coding region runs from base 26 to 2395 and encodes 789 amino acids. The record is from RefSeq and is a predicted model, not a curated record.